Molecule: messenger RNA, 1831 nt
Organism: Lates calcarifer (barramundi perch)
Lineage: Eukaryota; Metazoa; Chordata; Actinopteri; Centropomidae
Gene: nup42
Product: nucleoporin 42
Exons: 7
Coding region: 116-1432 (438 amino acids)
Cellular component (GO): nuclear envelope
Molecular function (GO): nuclear export signal receptor activity; metal ion binding
Source: RefSeq, a predicted model, not a curated record
CGACCCGAACGUGUGCCUUGUUGUCGCGUGUCGCACGAAAACAUUGCGGAGAGCGGGAGAUACUCGGGAGCCCAGAGGAAAAGGCGGAAUUUGACACAGCCGGCGCUGAGUGGAAAUGACAAUAUGCAACUUUUUCCUUCAGGGCCGUUGUCGUUACGGCGAAAAAUGUUGGAAUGAGCACCCGAGGGGAGGAAACAGAGGAGCAGGAGGAGGUGGUGGUGGUGGAGGAGGAGGAGGCGGCGGCGGCGGCUACAACAACUACAGCCGCUCCUCUGGUCAGCAGCAGUCUAGAGGAGGAGGAGGAGGAGGAGGAGGUGGUGGUGGUGGGUUUGGAAACAGAGUUUGGGUGAAUCCUAACCAACAAAAAGGAGGCUAUAUCCAGCCUUCAUCUUUCUCAUCUCAUGGAAGUGAUGACUGGGGCAGAGGAGGAGGCGGAGGAUCUGACUGGGGCAGAGGAGGUGGAGGGAGAAGAGAUAAUGUGAAGAGCUCUGAAUUCAACUUCUCCUCUCAAAACAGAUUUUCAGCGCUUAACUCUCCAAGCACCUUUGACAGGGGAGGAAGAGGGGGAGCAGCUGGCGACGAAGAUGAUGACAAAAAACUGGAGAUCAUUCAGCUGGACAUAGAUGUUUGGGAGAGUUCACGGCAGUGGUGGUUCUCAUGUUAUUCUCCCUCUAAGACACUUGUAUCUGGUUUCACUGAUCUUUCUCCAGAAGAGCUCAGAAUGGAGUAUUACUCCACAAGAGCUUCAGGAGAUCUGCAGGGUUAUCUUAAUGGUGUCAAUCAGUUGCUCAACCAGUGGAGAAGCAGAGUCCAGGAACUGAAGGUUAUGAAUCCAGCCACCCGUGCAGCUUUGCUCGCAGAGUUAAACAACCCAGCACCUCAGUCAUUUUCAGGUGGCUUUGGUUCUGUGACAUCGACUGGAUUUGGAUCCUCUACAUCUGACUUUGGAAGCAAAGGCUUCGGGGCUCCAGCACAAGGGCAGGCCAGCAGUUUCAGCUUUGCUGCCCCAAGUGGUGGAUUUGGUUCCUCAGCUGCACCAUCAUCCUCAACAGGUUUUGGUAGUGCCAUAGCAGCUCCUACACAACCUCCCUCUGGAUUUGGUUCUUCCUCUGCUCCUUCAGCUUCAGAAUUCUCUUUCGCUGCUUCAAGCACCAACAAACCAGCAGCAGCCUCAGGAUUUGGCUCUGCCUCGGGGUUCAGCUUCUCCUCUACAGCAAACAACACUGGAGGAGGAUUUGGGGGUGGUUUUGGGACUCAGACACCAGCUGCACCACCUGCAGCAGGAGCAGGGUCUGUUGGUGGAGCAUCAGACAGUCUGUUUUCACCUGAGGACAAACUGACUCCGGAGGAACUGAAUCAGUUCAAGGCUAAAAGGUUCACUCUUGGUCAGAUUCCUUUAAAACCUCCUCCAGCUGACCUACUGGUGUUAUGAUCCAUGGUGAAAGUUUACAGCAUUUUUUGAAAUAAACCAAUAUAAUUUAUGCAAUCUUUUUUUUCUGCAUAGAGCUUUUAUUAUUAUUAAGUCCACAGUCAGUCAUUUGUUGUUUUUAAGAUACAGCUGAAUUCAGUCAGUUCAAUACUUAUAUCAAUAUUUAACUUUUGAAUAAAAAUUACAUUUUUGAAUCAUAUUUUUUGACCUAAAACACUAUUUGGGGAUUUUGAGUGUCAUUAAAAUAUUUGGAUGCUGUGAAACAGUUUUGGCUUUUACAGCUGGUUUAGAUGAACAGUUUUACCACAGUUUAGAUGAGCUACAGAUGAAUGUUUAGUGGAGUAUAUGUAUGUUGAACUAUGAUAUAGAUAUGAUUACAAAACAUUAAAAACAUGACUUGAA